UGUCAUGUUGUUCUUGGGCUUUGCCUGAAUUGGUUCGAGGUGGCGGCGAGACUCCGACGCCGGACCCGGCGAUUCCAUGCAGCCGAUUCCUGCGAGAGAUGCUGCGGUGGCGCAGGCGGAUCCGUUUUUGGAGCAUAGACGGGCGCGAGAGAUGGCGGCGAUCGUGUCGGCGCUGAGGCGAGUCGUUGCAGGAGACACUGCCGCGGAUGCUCCAUCGUUCUCGCCAUCGCGGGGUGGUGGUCGUGGCGGCGUCAUCGGGUAUAAGAGGGAGCCGGACGAGUUGAUGGGAGAGAGGGCAUACAAGCAUCAUCGAGCUCCAGCUCCGGUGGCAGAAGCCACCCCUUCCGCCACGCUGUUGGCGGAGGAAGGAGAAAGAAGGAAGUACAGAGGCGUUCGACAGCGGCCGUGGGGCAAAUGGGCGGCGGAGAUCAGGGAUCCCCACAAGGCGGCCCGCGUCUGGCUCGGCACCUUCGCGACCGCUGAGGCCGCCGCCCGGGCGUACGACGAAGCUGCCCUCCGCUUCCGGGGCAGCAGAGCGAAGCUCAACUUUCCCGAGGACGCCCGUCUCGGGCCCCCGCAGCCUGGCGUGGCGGCGGCAAGGUGGCCAGAAUCCCAGCCUUGGAGGGGCUCUUGGGAGCAAGCAAGGCUGCCCGGAGAAGCAGAGCAUCGUCCAGUUACGGAUUCCAAGUCCUCCAUGGCUUCUAACCGUGCCGGUUCUUCUUCUUCCACAGAUCAACACAUGGGUUAUCUUCCACAGGCAUCAUGGAUAGAGUCCAACCAACAUAGACCAUCUUCGUCCCCAGAAUAGUGUUCCAUCUCUCAUCUCUCUUUCUCCUUUUCUCCUUGCAUGCGUCCUGUCCUGUACUCCAAGUUUCACGGUUGUGUUCGUUCAAUGGCUUGUCCUCUUGCAUGGUUUAUCCAUGCUUAAUCUGAAGAGCUUUGGCAAAAGGAUCAUCGAAGAAGGGAAAAGAGAAACUUUUCUUGUCAUCGUUGCAGGGACAGAUACUUUGUAUCCAUAGUUGGAGUUCAAAUUGGCUUCUCUCGUGGUGGA
Molecule: messenger RNA, 1051 nt
Organism: Musa acuminata AAA Group (dessert banana)
Lineage: Eukaryota; Viridiplantae; Streptophyta; Magnoliopsida; Zingiberales; Musaceae
Product: ethylene-responsive transcription factor ERF110-like
Exons: 1
Coding region: 77-808 (243 amino acids)
Biological process (GO): regulation of DNA-templated transcription; ethylene-activated signaling pathway
Molecular function (GO): DNA binding; DNA-binding transcription factor activity
Source: RefSeq, a predicted model, not a curated record